UUUACAAAAAGAAAAAAUCAUUUUUUUUUUGUUGUUGUUGUAAAUUUUCUUAAUUUGCAAUAAGUACAUCAUCCGUCAAUAAUAACAUCCAAAAAAUCUUGUUUUUUUUGUAAAAUAUUUUUCAUUUUUUUCAUUCUUAAAUUGUUUGUUGAUCGAUUGACAAACCAGCAAAGAUCGAUUGAUUGAUUUUGAUUUCGUUUUGGUUUGACUGAAAAAAAACGAACGAAAUGAGUAAAUUUUGGGAUCGAGCAUUAUCAUUACGUACUGAAUCGGAUAUUCUACGUGAAUUUUUAGCCGAAUUUCUUGGUACACUUACAUUUGUGUGUUUAGGAUGUUCAGCUAAUGCUAUAAUGGUUGUUUCGGGUUACAAUCGUUUUUCAUUAAUAACAGGACCAUUAUCAUGGGGUUUAGCACUGACUGUUGCUAUUUAUAUUUGUGGUGGUGUUUCGGGUGGUCAUUGUAAUCCAGCCGUAUCAUUAGGAUUAGCAUCAAUUAAAAAAUUUGAAUGGAAAAAAUUAUUACAUUAUUUUUUGGGACAAUAUCUUGGUGCAUUUGUUGGUUCAUUAUUAACAUAUGCUGUUUAUAAUCAAACUAUUGAUCAAUUACCCGGUGAAAUAACAUGGCCAAUUUUUGGAACCAAAUCAUUACCAGAAAUUAAUGCCGGUUCAGCAUUUUUAGAUCAAUUAAUAUCGACAAUGUUUUUCGUAAUGAUUAUCUGUUCGCUGACCGAUGACGAUAAUCCAUUACGUCCAUCAAAAGGUUUAUUACCAAUUACAAUCGGUUUCGUUAAUUUUGGUUCAAUGAUAGCAUCAUUCGGUUAUAAUUGUGGUGGUCCAAUGAAUCCAGCACGUGAUUUAAUGCCAAGAUUAAUGACAACAAUGACUGGUUGGAAAUCGACACCAUUCUCAGAUAAACAUUAUAAUUAUUUUUGGAUACCAUUCGUAGCUUGUCAUUUAGGUGGUAUAAUUGGUUGUUGGUUAUAUCGUCUUAUGAUUGGUAAUCAUCAUCGAAAAUAGAUUUGGCUGAUAAUGUUUUGUUGAUCAUCAAAAUUUGGUUCAAGGUUUUUCGCACUUAUCUUAUUGAUGGGAAAAUUUCGAUUGUUUAAAAAAAA
This is a messenger RNA of Dermatophagoides pteronyssinus (European house dust mite), 1111 nucleotides long. RefSeq names its product aquaporin-7. The record is from RefSeq and is a predicted model, not a curated record. Gene Ontology annotation, cellular component: plasma membrane; basolateral plasma membrane. Gene Ontology annotation, molecular function: glycerol channel activity; water channel activity. NCBI's taxonomy places the organism in Eukaryota, Metazoa, Arthropoda, Arachnida, Sarcoptiformes, Pyroglyphidae. Gene Ontology annotation, biological process: water transport; glycerol transmembrane transport.